This is a messenger RNA of Camelina sativa (false flax), 2053 nucleotides long. The record is from RefSeq and is a predicted model, not a curated record. Lineage: Eukaryota; Viridiplantae; Streptophyta; Magnoliopsida; Brassicales; Brassicaceae.
AGGAUGAUUUCAGGUUAGAUUUGAAAUCUUGGAAUGAAGACAGUUGGAAGAAGGAUAAAGGUUUUUGGGCUAGACUAUUGAAGAGAGAUGGGGAGAUUACCAUUAAGCGGCUGAUGGAUGUGCACCUAGUAGAAGCUCCCAAGUGGGAACCUGAUGACAAGCUAAGAUUUGUAUAUGUGUGCGUCAUAGCUGGUUUGGUAAUGGCUAAGGACGAGAAGAAAAAGAUCCCUCUCUCAUACAUCAAGUUGGUGAUGGAUCUUGAUAAGUUGAGAGCUUAUCCUUGGGGUUUGCAUUCUUUUGACUACCUUGUGACCUCGAUCAUGGACACAAGAAAGGAGUUGAAGAAGACCAACAGUUAUAUUCUUAAUGGCUUCUCCUUUGCACUUCAAGUAUGGGUUAUGGAAGCAAUUCCAGUGGUUGGAGAGUUGUUGGGAGAAAAGAUCAACAAGGAAUUCACAAACGGUGCUAGAUGUUAUAACUGGAAGGGAGCUGCAAAAGUGUCUUAUCAAGACAUUAUCAUCAUAGAGCAAUCGUUUGGACCAAAGGAUAUCGUCUAUCCAUACAUCUCGAGGUCAGGAAAUUUUGACAUAAUCGAUGAUAUAGAGUUUUUUAGGCAUGAUGAGAUCGAUGAUGUGGGAGUCAAAAACGUAAACGACUUGGUGCGAUCUGGUUACGAUUUUAGAGACCAUGAGUGGGGUCAUGUUGAAUCUAAUGAUGUUGAAGAAGAGAAGAUAGAGGAGGUUGUAAACGAAGAUGAUCAUGUUGAAAAGGAAAGUGAUGGAGACAAUCAAUUGUCUGGGUUGGAGAGUAGCGAGAAGAAGGAAGAUGUAAAUGUGGGAGCAUCAAGCACGAAGAAGAGAAAGACGAAGCAGAUUGAUCAUGGUGCAGAGAGUCGAAAAAUGCAACUCCUAUGUCAGCGAGCCGCAACGUCGUUCACUCAUGGUUUUGAUGAAGAAAUAAAGUCAUUCAUUAAAGGUAUGUUUGAAGCUUCUUUCAAGCCUUUUAAGGAAGAAAUAAGCCAGCGAUUGAAGAAGGUGGAGGAGGAUGUAUCAGAAGUGAAGGAGAUACUAUCGACUAUAGCAUCAACUUCGACACAAGCCACACCAUCAUCCUUUAAACCAAAAGAUGUGGGGAAAUCACCAUCCGUUCAACCAAAGAGUUUGGAAGAUAACUUUCUUUUCGAUGAUUUGUUCACCAAAUCGGGGGCCAUAGACCUUAAUAUUGAAAGUCAGGAUUUAUUGGGCACUCAAGAUUUCUUAGCGAAAACAAUAGGACAUCUUUCGCAAAAACCAUGUGUACCUGGAGUUGAUCCUCCAAUAGAUGCGGGAAAGUAUGACGAGGAUGCUGAUUUGGUUUUCGUUUCCGAAGUUAGAUGGAAUGCUUUGGAAGCAUGACAAAGGAAUCAUAGUUACGAGCAACUUAAGUUGGGUCCAUCGGUAAUUAAUCAUGAAGUGCUCGACCGUGUCAUUACUCACUACAAGUGGCUGCACAAUCAAGAAAUGGAUGCGAUGAUGUAUUUAUUCCGGGAGAAAACAUCUUUAGGUCAAAUGAAGUCAGACCGUGUUGGUUUCAUGAAUUGCAUGUUCAGUGAGAGAAUCAAAGUGGAAUACACCAAGUACUUGAAGACAAAGCGGCAGCACAAAUGGGAUAGUAGACUUCUCGAGUAUGCUAAUGGUGAGUUUCCUUCUCACGGAAAGAUAGGAAAACAAUGGGGUACAGAUGUUGACAGGAUAUACGCUCCGAUUUGCGUCAACAGCAACCACUGGAUUUCUGUUUUCGUUAACUUCGUCUUAAGAACUGUUGAAGUCUUCGACUGUGCUGGACACAAGAAUAGAAGGUAUGUCUAGUGUUUCGCAACGUGCGUCCCAAGGAUUUUGAAAGAAAUUAAUGCAAAGGUGAAUGGAAAAGCAUCUCUUUUGACACCAUAUGAAAUCAUAGACAUGAAGAUGCUAUCCGAUUUGAAUAAGUCGCAUAGCGAUUGCGGGGUCUAUGCAUUGAAAUACAUUGAGUGUCAUAUGCAAUCUCUAAGUUUGGAUUUGAUGAGCGAUGAGAA